Messenger RNA from Annulohypoxylon maeteangense, 1723 nucleotides. RefSeq names its product AhpC/TSA antioxidant enzyme-domain-containing protein. Bases 297 to 1475 code for a protein of 392 amino acids. The transcript has 2 exons. NCBI's taxonomy places the organism in Eukaryota, Fungi, Ascomycota, Sordariomycetes, Xylariales, Hypoxylaceae. The record is from RefSeq and is a predicted model, not a curated record.
CGUAGAUUUCCCUUGUAUACCCGCGACGUCAACCGUCACUAACUCUCUCCAAGUUUCAGCAUUGAUUUCUCCUCCAUCUUCUUUCUUGGGAUGCCAAUUAAUUGCACAUGUCACCUCUAUAAUUCUUUGCCUGGAGCAUAGAAAAAAUCCUUGGAAAACGGUUGAUAGUAUUGAAAGCAAGCACUCAGACCCAACCUUUCCCUCGUAUUCGGCAGUAAAUCCGGAUUACUUCCCAACCCCCGCCAUCUCAUGUCAAGUAUCCAUCCCACUAAAAGUUGAGAGCAAGCAUAUCCUAGAUGGCUUCGUCGGUACACUCUACUUCUUCGGGAGGUCCUAUAACAAAUGAAAAGAACACACGGUCAUCGUUUAAUGAGAAAAACAAGCAACCGGCAAUGGCAGCGAUACCUGCUUCGAAUAUUUCGAAAGGGCUAAAUGCAAUAGAGAAACCCAUUCAAGAUGCCAAGCCUACUACUACGACCAUAGACACGUCUGCCGCAACUACUAGCGAUACCGACUUGGCGACACGGCAAACUCAAGACGAUCCAGUGAAUUCCCAGGAUUUCCAAGGCGAAGUGCAAACUACCAACGACCUACCAACAAUCGAGACGCUACGCAAAAUAGAGACAUACACAGUUCUCGACAGUGAUGGAAAGUCACAUACUUUCAAGAGCCUCUAUGCUGGCCACAACUCUGCCCGUCGAGUCCUAAUAGUCUUCAUUCGACAUUUCUUCUGUGGGAACUGCCAAGAGUACCUGCGCACUCUAUCAGCCUCUGUUACCCCAGAUGCUCUCCUGCAAUUGCCGGUCAGCACCUUUAUUGCGGUCAUAGGGUGUGGCACUCCCGAGUUAAUCAAUUCGUACCUUCAAGAAACCGGGUGCCCAUUUCCAGUCUAUGCUGACCCAACUCGUCGUCUAUAUUCCGAACUUGGAAUGGUGCGUACCUUGGCAAUGGGGUCACGACCAGCUUAUCUCCAGGGGAAAUCUUUAGCACAUACCGUCGUGACCGGCGUAGUCCAGGGCCUAAAGCAAGUCAAGACAGGUCUGGUAAUGAAGAUGGGCGACCAACGACAAGUAGGAGGAGAGUUCCUUUUCGAACCGGCCAACCUGACAAUAGAUACACCCGUGACUACGCCACGCAGCGAAGAAGAGAAGAAGCUUGAGUUCCCCAGUGAAGAGAACAAAGCAGACGAACAUGAAGACCCUAAAGUCGAAGAGAAGCGAGUAACAUGGUGUCAUCGCAUGCGGACAACACGGGAUCAUGCGGAGAUGCCGGAGCUCAUGGAGGUACUCGGUCUAGACGGUAGCGGCGCUCCCAUCAAGGACAAGAAACGAUGGGAGAAGGCGCUGAGGACAAGAAAAGGUACAGGUUUGAGUAUGGCAAGCCAGAUGAGCCGAAUGAGCAUCGAUACUUAUCGUACCAACCAUACCCAUACCAGUCACACUAAUGGUGAUUCCAAGGUAGAUAUCAAGGCCUAGGAGCUUCUACAUCGCAUAAUAGACAUAUAGCAGGGGGGGAGACUACCAGGGAUUGGUGGAUACAGUGGGAGUUGCAUUUGUAGUUGAGGAAUAUGCUGCGCAAAAUCUAUGUAAUCCGUCAUUACAGCUAUAUUGACUUUCAUUCCCGGGCAACAAAAGUAUUGCGAGGUUGUAUGUCACAUUUUUGACGCUUCAGGGGGAGAUUGGGGGAGCUAUUUGGAUUGACUGAAUUAAUGCAUCAGAAGAUA